Molecule: messenger RNA, 10791 nt
Organism: Dermacentor silvarum
Lineage: Eukaryota; Metazoa; Arthropoda; Arachnida; Ixodida; Ixodidae
Product: hemicentin-2
Exons: 15
Coding region: 1114-3930 (938 amino acids)
Molecular function (GO): protein binding
Source: RefSeq, a predicted model, not a curated record
CCCCGGCCGACGGGAGAGAGCCAAACUCGCGCGCAUCCCCCCGCCGCGUGCGUGUGUCGAUGCUCGCGAGGAGCCGCCUCCUCGGAGUCCGGACCCGCGCGCGCCGACGACUCCUCCGCCGCUCCGCGUCCGUCCCGUGCGGUGACGGCUGCUGCUGGUGGCCCAUUGCAGGACGAAGAAGGGCGAGAGUGCUUUCUUUUCGUUGUUGCUUCUGUCCACCCGUGCGACGUGUGUGAGCGGUUCGCGUGACGCGCGGGGAGCUCCCGCUUGCGUGUGUGUCGGCCGCAUCGCCCCUUUGCUUCGCUGUGCUCGACCCGUUCGCGCGAUGUGCUUGCCGCCUCGGCCCAUCACCUUUGUCCCGUGCACCGUCCGGACAGUGCCGGCGUCGCAUCGGUAGGAUAUUCGGACGAUCGAAUUGUCAGACAAACGCUGGUGUGGUGGCCAUUUAUUAUCGUUGUUUCUUUUUUUGUUUUUAUUCUCUGGUUGAGAAGUUUUCCGCACCAUACAUCUUUCUUUUAUUGUUCUCCUUUGAGUGGAGCAACAGUUUCCUGGUUCAUUUUUUUAUGUACAUAGAAUUCAGUCAUAAAUAUGCUGCAAAUUUGACAUUUGUUCAGUGGAAUACGGUCAAGAAAGUGAAAUAGCGUAGAGACACGCAGACUAAACUGAGAACAAGUCGGCAGAGAUCUAGCGCAUCGUCUCGUCACUCUGCGGCACACAGGGGCCAAACGAAGGGGGCACGCAUCCUGGCACUGCGGCCUUGCUGACUAUAUAGCGGAACGGGGUUAAGCAUCGUCUCGCCCACAGUGAGCCCGAGGGACGUCUUCAUCGAACACGUCUCGUCGAGCGUCGUGGAUUUCGCAUUCAACAGACCAGGAAUUUCAACCAUCAUCGACCGCGCAGUGAAUGUGAGGUGCCCUUGCACUGUUAAGAGAGUAAGCACUCGGGAGACCGCAGGAGCGGGCGCAUACUGGUUGGCCUGCGACCUCGAUUCAACUCGCGCGAAGUGUGACCAUCUCUACGCUAAAGGAGUGAGCGCUGCUGUGUCGUGCGUGGGUGAUCCUUUGGCGCUUCGCCGCUGGAUGCGUUGCAAGCCGUCCUGCCAGCAUCGCGAACAUGCCGGGCUUCGCUGCAGUGAUGCGCUGGCGGUUGCAUCUGGGCUGGCUCGUCGGCUGCUGCCUGUGGAUUUCGCGGCCUGCACGGGCCGGUGGCUUUCCGAUGAUAACGAUAAAAAUUGACAACGUGGAGUUGACCGAAGUCACAGAGUACCCAGAGAGGAGCGCGCUAGUGGGCGGCUCGGCGUCACUACCGUGCAACAUCACACCCCCCACGCUGGACGAUGCCGUGGCGCUGGUGCUCUGGUACCGCGGGGACUCCGGCACGCCCAUCUUCAGCCUGGACGCGCGCAAUUCGCCGCCGGAUGCCGAGCGCACGUUCGUGGACGACUCGCUCGGCUCGCGCGCUUUCUUCAACCGGUCGGGCGCCAUGGCCACGCUUCAGCUGCAGCCCGUCAGGGACGUCGAUGACGGCGAGUACCGGUGCCGCGUCGAUUACAAGCGCUCGCGCACCCAGAACAGGAUCGUGCGCCUCAACGUUGUUGUGCCUCCGACGGAAGUCCUGAUAACGAAUAGGACGGGAGAGCCGUUACGGAACCGUCCAAUUAUCGGGCCGUUCAAUGAAGGCUCCUCUCUGACGCUUGUUUGCAAAGCACUCGGAGGUCGGCCUCCACCGCAAGUUACCUGGUGGCUUGGUGGCGAGAUGGUGGACGACUCGUACUCGCCAGCGGGAGAAGGCGUAGUGCGCAAUGACCUCGUCAUCGGCAAACUGCAGCGCUCUGACCUGAUGGCGACGUACCGGUGCCAGGCCGCCAACAACAACCAGACCGUGCCUGUGUCCACGUCGGUGUCGCUGGACCUGAACCUGCGUCCUCUGGAGGUGGACAUCGUGACGGCGCAGCCAGUGCUGCUAGACGGCCAGGUGAUUGACGUGGAAUGCCAGGCUCGCGGCGCCCAGCCCAAGGCGGCCAUACAGUGGUUCCUGGACGACGUCCCGCUGAACGGCUCCACGCUGGCCACGGAUGCCACUCGCACAACGAGCGUGCUUCACCUCGAAGCGCACGCCGACAUGAAUGGGAAGAGGCUGGCUUGCCGUGGCUUCAACCCGCACUUGCCCGACAGCGAGCUAUUCGACUACUGGAUCCUGGACGUUCACUUCAAGCCGGUGUUGCAGCUGAACCUGGUGUCGCUCGACGCGAGCAAGCGAAUCAGCGAAGGGAGUAGCGUUUACUUCGACUGCAACGUGCAGGCCAACCCACCGGUCAAGCAGGUCGGCUGGCUCCACGAAGGGGCCCAACUGGAGCCCAGUCCCGGAAUACGCAUUGAAAACGUGCGCCUGGUCAUCGACCGACUGCAGAGGCACCAGGCGGGGCACUACCAAUGCGCAGCCACCAACGAACUGGGUCAUGGCGUCUCCGAGAAGGUCUUCCUCAUGGUCUACUACCCUCCCAAGUGCCGCGAGAAGCAGAAGACGGUGUACCACGUGGCCCGGCACGAGAUCACCAAGGUCACGUGCGACGUCGAAGCUGACCCGCCUGACGUGCGGUUCACGUGGCGCUUCAACAGCAGUCUUGAAAGCCUCGACAUCGUCGCCUUCAACCAGUCGGGACCGCGCAGUAGCUCGGCCUUCUACACGCCUCGUCGCAAGGCUGACUACGGCGCCCUGCUUUGCAUCGCUUCCAACUCGCUGGGCCAGGGCUCGACGCCGUGUGUCUUCAACAUUGUUCCAGCCGGGCCCCCCAAUCCUCCGGUGAACUGCAGCGUUCCGUCCGUAACGGCCACGAGCCUGACCGUUCGCUGCGAGCGAUCGCUGCAGCCUUGGCCGCUGCCCGUACACUUCCGGGCCGACGUGUACGUCGACAGCCGACUUCGGGAGCGAAUGGUUUCAAACGACCCGCGCUUCGAAGUGGGCGACCUCGAGCCGGGCUCCAGCGUCAGCCUCUCUGUCUUCGCACUCAACGAGAAAGGAAUCAGCACUGCCGUGCCCCUAGCCCUCUCGACGCUGGUCUCGGCCAAGACUGAGCUCAUAGGACUCCUGCCAGGCGAGGCGGCGAUGGUGUCGGCGUCGAGUCCAUUGCUGGGAAUCUUGGUCGGCGUCGUUGCUCUUCUCGUCCUCAUCGCCAUUGUCAUCAUCGUCGUCAUGAAAGUAAAAACUGGAAAGCGGAAAGCAGCUGCCAAAAGAAGAAAAGAAGAUGACAAGUCGCACACACCCCUAAAGAAAGAGAUUGUAGACAUUACGGAAGUUGAAGACAAAUGCCCCGAUAUUAUUCCACCGAGAAAUCUUGGAAUCGUUUCAGGUUCGGACUACUCAGAUAUUGAAAUGAAGUACGUGGAAACGCAUAUCACGGACCGAGUUCCGUCUUACGAAAACGGAGCUGAGAAGAAGUAUCCAGAGAGUUUUACACCCACGUUAUCUGCCAACUGCUAUAUGACAAAGCAGCGCGCGGAAGAUCUGACGUACGCUGAGCUGAGCCUGCCGCCGAGCACGCAGUCCACAUUCAGCCGGUCGCUGUCGCGGUCGGGCUGCCGCGCCGUGGUGGGCUCGCCCCCACUGACGGGUCCUCACGAGCCGCCCACGGAGUACGCGGACAUCGACUUCGUGGCUACCCGGGCUCACGGCGAAGCCCGAUCCAGGGCGUCCCAAGGGGAAGCCAGCCAGCGGCUAAAGUCGAUCACCACCAGCACCGCCACGCCUAUCGUGAGUGCCGUGUGUUCGCGGGUGUGCGUGACGCCGCCGCUGCUGCCCGCGUGGAAGCCGCCAUCUUCCAGACUCUCCAUCUCGUCGCUGGCCAUCACCCCGCCGCGGUCGGACACCGGCUCGUCCUCGGUGCCUAGCUGGACGCUAUCAGAGGCCGGCGGCACGUUGCCCCUCUGCUAAAAGCCCGAAGCCCUACUUCACAAAGCCUCGCCACUGUGCGUAUACGCACUCGUCCCAUCUGUGUGGUGCGCGUGCGUAGGGCGUCUCUGUGCUCGCCUCGGCUUUUGCAGCAAGGGAACCCCAGAAGAUUACAACUUCACUGGGGACGGCGGCUGUGGUUACGCCGCGUGACCGCAAGCACAGAACCCUGCUUUGCCGUGCUCCUGAUGUGUAGGCACACGCAGAGUGCGGGACCUGUAGAGAUGAACGUGGUGCGGUAAACGUCGCAGUAACGUAACUCUCGCUGCACGGGCCCAAAUGUUUUUUUCUUGUUUUUUUGUUUAUCUUUGUCUCUCUCUCUCUAUCUAUCUAUCUACGUUUCACAAAUGUGGUCAAGUGCGUAAGGCGUUGUACGCUGUUGCACUUGGGCGGAACAUUUCCUGCGGUGCCCUUGAGCCGUAAGCGGUGAAAGGAGUUGUUGAUUCAGGUCCUUGGAGCCAUAGGCCUGAAUGCGCAUUGUUUCGACGCUACGCGACUUGAUCAUGGGGUGCUCUUCGGCUUGGACGAAUCACGUUUAAUAAGAAAAAGAUCGCCCGCUUUCGCCUUCGGGAUUGUUUUGUACAGAAGGCGAAAAGAUACCCUAAUGGGUCCGACCGCUAUCUCAGUGUUGUUGUUUAGUAUGAUACAGACGCAGGUGGUUUGGUACGCCACUGCCGUCGGUGAUAUUGUGAACCAGUUCUUUGUUGGGCGAGUCACUGAAAGGAGAAUUCUCGGUCUCACUGGUCUCCUGCCGCAGUGAUCGGAUCGACCCUCACACCUGUCUUCGCUCAAUGACACGGUUGUCUAACGUUCUUUUUUUUAGUUAAUCCGGUGGUUUUCUUGCGGGAAUGCUGUGCUGACAGUGUGUAUGAAUUUCGCCAUCGCCGACUGCACAACACCACGCGCAAAUAAAAAAAAAAACUUAACAUGUCUUAUGGUUACGGACAUUCUCGGUGUAAAAUACAUUGCACAGUGCGUUUUCGGGCAGUACGCACAAAAAUGUUUGCUCUUCAGGCCUACCAAUGUUAUGAAAAUGUGCGUUUUUUAGAAUAUUGAUGUACAUAGAACUUCCCCGUCCCUUCUUAACAGUACAUAUUUGAUGUUUUGAAUGAAGGAACAAACUAGUUUGCUGUAUUGAAUGCUCAUUAUGCCCUUGCAUUUCUUUCUUGUGGGAUUUGUGAACGUUUUAUGCGCUGCCGCACAGCACACAUGUUAGAUGGCUUAUUGCAGGCGCUCUGGGUCCCAACAACCUUUUUUUUAAUAUAAUUUUGGUGGAGUAAUCUUUAUUUUUAGCUUUCCGCGCGUGUCCCUACCACCCGAAGAAUGUUAAGUAAAACAAGUAGAACAAUUAUUUUCUUUUUCUCUGAACUCUGUACGAAAAGCUGUCGUUCCAGUAACGAAAGAAUGCCCGCUGUUUUUCUGACUUGUUCGAGUUCCGCGGCACGCCGCUUUCAAUUAGCACAGAUGUAUAAGUGUCCCGUCGUGCCAGUGUAGUGUUCUACCGCAAGUAGCGAAAUCUAUGCAGACACAGUCCCCGUGGACCACACUCAAAAGCUUUCGCAAAAUUCUGCAAUGGGCUCUUGCCAUUUACGUGUAAUUUCUUCAAGUCCUGGGUACUUAAGUUCAUCAACCGUCGGAGCGAACUCUGCUUACUACGCGCAAAAGAGUCCGAAGACGAUUGGUUGUCAAUAUUGGGACAGCUUGUCAGUUUUACUCCAUAAUGCAUAUGGUAACGCAGGCUAAGCAAUGACGACGUAAAGCGUGCAUGGAGACCAUCUGCCAAGUGCGUAGAAAAUCAUCGCUUUAUUGAUAACGCUUAUCAUUUAAGCUUUGCUUAUGUGAACCCCCCGUUCAACCUAAACGAAGGUAACACGCUCAUUGUCAAGAAAAAAGUUUUGAGUGUUUGCAAAUAGCGAUCUAACCGGCUGAAUUGCAGACAGAGAUAGAAAGCCGUGUUUUCAGUGCGCUCAGUACUCUUCCAAUCAAGUUUCUCCUAAAAUUCUUCGUACAGCGAGCAUCUGUCGCCUUGAAAAAGACAAGUCCACUUGCAGAAACGUUGGCUCCUACUUUAACCUUGUUCUUGUUUUGCUCUUCCUAUAGAUAGGCAGCUUGUUUUAUACCUUGUUUGCAGGGCUGGAUGGUUUGUCAGGCGUCUUUUUUAAAGCUGUUGCGGCUUGUUACUUGCUUCCUUUUGUCAAAUUGCAGGCUUUUCAGUCAGUCCUAUUUACUGGGACAGAACGUACACAAAAAACUAGCUGCCAAGUGGGACCCUAAAUAGGACUUGUGCCGACAGCAGUGACAUUUGUUUCAUGAUAAAGGAACUAGACCUGCCAUACAAUUACGACCAGCUAUAAUUAAUGAAAACUGGCAAUAUAAGGCACGGUAAACUUUCGUUUGUCAGGAGCCUUGCCUCCACUAAGCCUACCCAAAAUUUAUCAAACCUUUCUAGGGUACAUAAACACACUUUAUCAGGUAUAUGUCUUAAUCUUCAAGGAACCUGCUUAGAGGAGACGUUCUUACCAUGUUUCAUUCAAAACGUUUGUGUUCCUCCUUCCCAAGGUCUAGCACAUGUAUUAGGAACCGUGUCGACAGCUGUGUAUGUGUAUGUGCUAAAUUCGUCAAAACGUGCUGUCCGAUUUCAUUAUGUUUUAUUUGCUGAGAACCAUCCUUUCAUAUCGAUGGCGUAAUAUAGCUAUCUUCAUAUUGCGCAAUCCAAGCGUCUUUUUUUUUCAAAAAAUCAUCGUUCACCUAGCCUUCAUUUAUUCACUUUUUUGCAUCAGAAGUCUGGCAUUGUCAGAAUCAUUUCCACCUCAACAAAUGCAUUUCUAAAGCCUAUAAACAGGCAUAAAAAAGAAUUGUGACGCCAUCUCAGGAACUGAUUCACCAUGGUGCUUGCGAAAGCUUGGCAUAUUUCAGCUGGCUUGGUGGUAGUGCUGUUUAUUGUUGUUGCUUUCCCUUUAGUUUUCACCACUACAGUGUUUUUUUUUCUAUUUGCAUUGUUGCUGCAUUGCGUAAUUUACCCUUCAGAAUUAGAUUGCAGCACGCCUGUACUGAUGAUGCAGAAACAUGCCUUUGUGUCAGGCCUUUAUGCUCCACAUGCACUCAGGGUAAAAUGAAUAUUGCUUGGCUUAAUUUUUGUUCAAAGCAAAUAUACCUUGAAAUACUAGUACAAAGGAGGAAAGCAACAGUUCAAUCUACCUUUUGAAUAAUCUUUCAACAAACUCAUCAUAACGGUGUUCAACGUGUUGCUAUGACAUGUGCAGUGUUUCUGCACUUCUUAUUAACCAUCAAGGGGCUAGUCAAAGUUUCAAAUUUUUCAUUAGAACAAUUAUUCCUUCUGCAUGCUCUGUCAAAUUCUGUCGAAGCUGGAUGUUGAUGGCAGGAAAGCAAUUUCACCAUCAGCCGAAUUAUCAUUUUGCUGCGGUUUACAGUUCCACAGCCAGAGUAAUUAUCCUCCGUGCGUCGCAAACACGCCCACGUGCAAUAAAUUUAUAUUACGCACAACCGAACAAAAACGGCUCUGGUGAUUGCGACACGCAAUAGGCAGGGCAGUAAAUGCUCAUCAGUACCUCCUAACUCUGCAAGCAGAAAUUCCGAAGUCAACUACUUAAUGGUAACUUUGUUACACUGCGAACACAACUGUUUUCUUUCAAAAUAGUGACUUAAUACUAGUAAACAUAGUGACUUAAUACAUACACAAUAACGAUCUUGUUAAAAUAUUCUUUUUAUUUUUAGCAGUUUGAGAAAUCAUAAACAAGCAGAACCGACCCUUUUAUAAAAAAGUAGCGUCGAAGUCAAGCGUAGAGCUCCUUCAACCUUCCCUCACAAGAAAAUAGCGCAUCAAAAUCAAUUUUAUGUCAGUUUGUUUUCUCUACGUAUGUUUCCCCGAAACCGCGAAAGUAGUGUAGUCGGAAUGCACGGGUUUCGUCCUGAACACGAGGCCUAGCAGAAACUCUCGGAAUCUCCUUCGAGGACCAUGCCCUCCGAAUAACGGAGCUUAAGCAAAACUCAGAUGGGACGAUGCGACGUGUUAAUGGUAGAUUUCCAGAAACUUUUUUUUUCUCUCCAUAAAGAAAAAGAACAGAUAACAUGCCUCCUACAGACCAGGCUUUGCUUUCGCGGCAGUUGCUUCUUCCCACAACGUUUUGUUUUAGUUUUUUUUUCUUUCAAGAAGUCACAUAUAGGGAAUUAAGGUGGCAUAAGUAGGUGGCGUAAGAGGGCGUACCAUCCUUAACCAGUUCAUCUGUUCCCUAUGGCACCUCUCUAAUUAGUAUAGCCAUGCACCCUAACACACCUGCCCGAAAGUACGUCGGGGGACAUGUAAGCAUCAACCCUCCACUCAGCCUUCAUCUUCAAAGCACUUGCGACGUCCCUGUACUAUAUUCGCCUUCAUGCUUAAGCUCUCCUAUAUAUAGUGGACCACCUAUAUAUUAGUGGACCCAUCUUGAGCGCAGUUUGUCACGUCAUUUUCUGGCCCCUGCUCCUCGGCUUUUGAUCUGGCUUGUACUAAAGUUUUCAAACGUCGUCAUUGUGCGGCAGAAGUCCACAGUUUUAUUCUUCCUCUCCACGUUCUGCUGGAUCGUAUAGUUCUGAUCGGUGGUUAAAAUUUCCAGCUUGGUUACUUCACCGAUUAUUACAGGCUGUGAUUUUGUAUAACGUAAUAGCGUUAGUUGUAAAGUACUUUCAGCUUGUUCACUUAUCACAGCACAUCAGCCACAAAGGGCAACAAAUUUCGUCUGAUAGUGAUCUCGCGAAGAGCAUUAUUUGGAUAGUGAAGCAACUACGCUUUUCUUAUAAUACGCUAAAAUUCCAGCCCUUUCAAUACAAGAAAUACGUCCCGUUCUGGUUCUCAUUUUGGUGUUGUAGGAAUCCCGGUGGUGAGGGACUUGACGAACGAUCUCGUUCCGCGCGUCUGAUGUACCUGUAAUUGUACCUUGUGAAUACAUACUCCUCUCUCGUCGCGUGACAAAGUGAACAGCGUAUCCACGGGACGUUCAUCUGUGCGAAAAAAAAAACUGGCGAGGCAAAACACCGAAGCCGCAAAGACAACUGCGUGACAGCCAGUCAUGUAGUAUUCCAAUCGAGACAUGGGUUCACAAGAAGAUUGGGGCUCGAAGUCAUUAACAGUGAAGAGAUGUCAUUGGAGACAACAAUUCGACAAGGGGACAUAUUUUCGUCCGGGUAAGAACUGCGUUGGUGAACAUAAGUGUUCUUGUCGAAACAUUGUCUGCAGCGACAUCUCCUAUUCAACAACCAUUUCCAAUAUAGCAUGUAAGGCUCGAUAUACGAGCACAAAUGCAGACUAGUAAUUUCCUAGGGCACCGGAACAGGCGUGUUCAGGCUAUCUGAGGUAUACAGGCCCAGCUUACACUUAUGCUCGCACUAUCGCCAGGGCUUAGACACAUUCUUUGACCUUUUGUCAGUUAUCUGAGCUCGAUAUAUUUUUUUGUUUAUUCCGUAGCCUGCAUGAUUUGCACUAGCGCUCCUCUAACGUGAUUUGUUUCCAAGAAAGGCUCUUUUUUUAUCCUUCUCAGCGCCCGGUAAAAAUGAGCAUGGGAGAGUUGACGCACGGAGGAAAUGGCAGAUUAUUUACAUAAAUCAAAGCAAAUUGCGCAAACUUAGCUUUCCACGAUACUCAUUCCUGGAAAAUGUGACUGCAAUUGUACGAUUCCUCUCAGCCGAGUAUUUAUUUACCUUAGUAGUGGAAUUUGUUAAAUGUGUCGACAUCCAGCUUUCGUGUGUGUGUGUGUGAAAACUUUUUAUUUGCCGAAGUCCUGAGGCUCGGCUCUUUCAAGCCGAGGCGGGCCGCAAGUCAAAUCAAUUAAACAGAGCAAGUAGUGUCCCCUUGUUUUGUUGACAUAAAAUUAGGCUUGCAUAAAGCUGUUCUCUCUUUGUUUCAGCAUGAAAAUGAUGUGCAUUUCUUUAAAAAAUAUAGCUGUGACAUCGUUCGCGUGUACGCCCACGAACGCAAUUGUUGUGCAUGUCACUCUUCUUUUUAUUUUAAUUUUCUACCGAGCAAGCACUAGUGCUGUCGAUCGCUUCUCAGGCAUGUUACAAGGCCUCCAAUGCGUGUUACGAGACUGUCUCACAGAGGCAAGGUGCACUCUGCUACUCACAGCGGACUGCCCCGCGUAUGGUGUACAAUGAGUGCGGCAUCGCUCGCCAAACAGAUGUGGAGACUGCCUCUGUCAUAAUACCGUUUAGUUUCGGCUUCGAAUUGUACAUACUUGAAAUGCUCAAGAAGAGUGGUCGCUUAACACGAACACUUCAUUUUUUUUGUCUUCUUGUCAAGAAGGUGUUUUGUACCACACGGAAAAACAAAGGAAUUCACGUGAGUGUAUUCAUCGACCAUAGUCAAUGAAAAAAAAAACACAUCCUGAAAUUGCCGAGAUUUGUUCUGGAACGGCGUAUUCUCCAACGUCUUUGAAGCCGUGCUUACAAACCAAGACUGUCAUGUCUACGGAACGACCGACGGGUGACAACCUCGUCUCCGACUGAAGUGACUAUUCACGCGUGCCUUUUGCUACCAACGGUGUGAGAAACUGUGUGGCGGUGCAGUGAGUGGUGAAUGGGAGUUACCGAAGAGUGAGAACUGAUCGAAUGUGGUAGAGACUAUAAAAAAAACAAAAAAGUUACACCAGUCAUAUUCGAGUGUAAAACGUUGUUUCUUGGAUGUAUGAAUGUGCAUGUGCGAAUGUGUUGAAGAGUGUAGACUCGCACCCGAAGCAGGGUGUGAACGAGAGAAAUUGAAAAAUAUCUUCUCAAAAUAUAUGUGAAUGUUUACAAGAGUUAUAAUAAUUUUCGUUUUCAUUUCCUUAAAAUAAAGAAAGUUUUUAAACAGUC